AUGGGAGUGCUCAACUUAGACUUAGUUAUAUUUGGUUCUCUUAUAUUUAUUUAUAAUAGAAUUAAAUAGAUAAAACCAGACAUGCUCUUUUUAGCCAAAGGAACCGCUGUAUUUCUUCCUCCUGAUGAGAAGGAUGUGAAAGAUACAAGAAAAGAAUAGGAAAAAAACUCUAAGAAAGGAGGAAAAGUUCCUUUAAUGCCAAUUAAGAUGAUUAAAGCUACUUAUGAUUUCUUCAGCAAAUACAAAUUCAGUGUUGAACUCGAUAUCGUAAUUAUGCUCUUAAUAUGCUUAGUUGGAUAAAUUACUAUUUCUGAAAUAUUGAGAAUGACUAUCUUAAAGAAACUAGAAAUUGAAAAAAAUGAUUUGAACUUCGGAUUUGCUUUGGGAUUAAGUAUAUUAUUGCUUACUAUAGCUUAUCUUUGCAAAUCUGUUAAAAUUGCAGGUUGGAAGAGUACAGAUGUUAAGACAGCUUUCUGGAUUGCUGUUUUAACUUGUUUGGUUGUACUUGCUGUUUUCAUCGGAAUUAAGGAUGUAAUUCCUGUUGAUUUUAACAAAGCCUACUUGAGCCAAAGCAAACAUUUAGAUUUUGUUUUAUCACCUGAAACAUAAACCACAGGAGCUGUUUAAAACUCUCAACUCAGUAUUUUAAUUUUUAGACUAGGUUGUGUCUUCUUAAUUGGUGUAAUAACUUUUUCUAUAAGCCCUACAAUCAUACGUUUCACUAAUUGCUACUCUUGGAAUCUUUCAUAGUAAGCAGAGUUGUUACAAAAAGAAGAAGAAAAAGCUGAAAAGGAAGCAGAGUUAAAAAAUUCUAAAAAGAAUGAUAAUCCUUUUGAAAAUGUUAUUGAAGAUAGAGAAGAAAAUCUUGAACAAGGAGUUCAAAAGUAAUCAAAUCUCACUUUAUAAGAUCACAAAAAAAAUAUGACUAUCUUCAAUAUCUCACUUGUAAUAAAUUUGAUUACAGUCGUACUUUGGAUUACUCCAGUAAUUGAUGCUCUCGAAAGCAAUUUUGGAAAAGAGUUUACUUAAUAUCUUCCUCUCAUUCGUUAUUUAUUGAUUUUUGUUUAAACAGGAUUGCUUCUCCUUACCAUUAAGUAUUAAGUUUAAGUAUUUAUGUUCAAAAGUUUUUACUACCUUAAGACUCUAAGCACUGACAGUAGUGAAAUUAACUAUUAGGCUGUUAAGGUAAAAACUUCUGCAUACAUUUAGAGUUUAAUUUAUGUAACAUUCUAAAUAUUUGUUACUAUAAUAAUUCCUGCUGUUCUCUCUGGUCUUUUAUUGUAUAAAGUUUACAUUUGUCCUAACAACAACAUACCUACCUAGUCUGCUGAAACACAAUAAGCUCAAGAUUAGGCAUAAGCUGAUUCUGGCGAUUUUGUUUCAAUUCAUACAGCUAAUAUGAAAAAAGUCUAUGGAAAUAUCAAAGAGUAUAGCUUAUUUAACAACUAUUUUAUUGAAACGAUUCUUACAUUCUUCCUUUUUAAUAUUUAAUUAAUUUAAUAUGCAUUAAAAAUUAUUUUCAUUAUUGUUUCAAGAUAAAAUAAAGGAGUCUGA
This is a messenger RNA of Tetrahymena thermophila SB210, 1554 nucleotides long. Its product is annotated as transmembrane protein, putative. NCBI's taxonomy places the organism in Eukaryota, Ciliophora, Oligohymenophorea, Hymenostomatida, Tetrahymenidae. The transcript is spliced from 2 exons. The record is from RefSeq and is a predicted model, not a curated record.